UUAUGGGAGGUCUUAGGGACUUUAUGAGGAUCUGGGGGGGCUGAGGAGCUUUGCCAGCCCAAGGGGGUGACAGGAAUUUUGGAGUUGUGAAGUGGCUCCCAAAUCCCCAGGGACUGGGGUUUUCCCUUCCUUUGGUCGUUAUUCCCAACAGUUAACGCAGUGAAAAAUGAUGAUGAUGUUCCCCCCAGACCCCCUCGAAGUUCCUGGGUUUAGCACAGAUUCUCACCCUCCCCAUCCACUCAGGGAUUUCUCCAUGGCACAUCCAGGCAGCAGGAUAUGGAGAGUCUUUUCCAGAGCCUGAUUCCCACUUUUCUAGAGCUUAAAUCCCACUUUUCCAGAGUCUAAUUCCCACUUUCCCCACCCCCGUGGGUGCUGCUCUUGUCCCAGCCCGUUGUUGAGAGAGCCAAGUUGUGGUCCAUUCCCUGUGGAAACACAGAUUCCAGAGGGAUGGAAAGGGAAACAUGGGAUUUAAUUCCAUGUGGAGAAGGGGGAAGAUUCUGAUUAGGAUGUGGGAAUUGUCCCUGAGGUGCUUUCUGGUGUCAUUGUCCCCCCUCUAGGGGUCCUGAGGGUGAGAUUUGAGGGGUCCCAGCUUGGGAUUGGAGGAAAACUUGGAAAACCAGGAAAAAUGGCUGAAAAUUCCCUUCCAACUUCCCAAGCGCUUGGCCUCAGUGUCCCACCAGAUAUUUUGGGAUUUUGAGGGGUUUAGGAUUAUUUUUUCCUCAUUCUGGGCUGUGUUUCCCACUGGAUGCUCCCACAGGAAAGCUCUGGCUGCCACAUCUUCCCUGGGAGGUUUUUCCUUGGGUUCCGUGAUCCCAGAGAUCUUUUCCAGCAUAAAAAUGGUUCUUUUGGAAGAUGUUGAGGUUUUUUCCCCUCAAAAGUUGCAGGUGGAGAGUCUGGAGAGUUUGGGAUCUUUCCUUUCCCUCUUUCUUUCCCUUCUUUCUUGCCCGUCUUUCCCUUCCCUUUUUUCCUUCUUCUUUUCCCUCACCCUCUUUCCUCUUCCUUUUCCCUUCCUUUCCCUUUCCUUUUUUCCUGUUCUUUUUUCCCUUCUCCCUUAUUUCCCCCUUUUCCCUUUCCCUCCACUUCUCUGAACGCCAGUUUUACCCCUUUGAAGCAGGAAAACGUGUCCCAGUUACCUCAUAAAAGAUGGAUGUGGGAUGAUUCCUCAUUCCUGGCCGUGCCUGGAAUAACUCCAGACAAUAAACGCGUGGAUUUCCCUGGAAUACAGACACCUCAUUAUCUCCCACCUUCCACUUCCCCCCCCCCACCAGGCCCCAGGAGGAACAUUAAAGAAUUAUUCCUUUAAAAUCCUGAGAUGGGGUUUGGUAUUCCAGGAGCACCUUUGGGAUGGGAAAAGCCACUGGAAUCGGCCUUUCCUUGUGUUUAAAAGGCUUAUGAAAACUGAUUAUCCUGAUUUUUUUAGGGCGAAAAAACCUGAUUCUCCUGAUUUUUUGGGGGGGAAAACCCCUGCAAUUCCAGGCAGGCUUCCUUCCUUUGCAGUAAAAUCCCUGGAUUGAUGCAUUCUGUGUCUGUUUUGGGGCUAAAAUACUUGCUUUUGGGUCAGAACCCACCAAGGGGUAUGUGAAAAGAAGGCAUUUGAACUUCAUGUGUUUUGGGGGAGAAAAAAAUCCCAAAGUAUAGGGUUUAAAUUUCCUGGGAAUUCAGCAGAAUUUGGGAUAAAACUGGAGCUGGGAGUUCUAAACAUGAAAAACCUUCCUACCACAGCACAGAAAUUUGGACUGUUGGGGUGUUAAAUCUUUGUAUAUUUUAUUUAAGUGUUAUUUAUAUAAAUCUAUAAUAUAUUUUAUAUAUUUAUGCAUUUUAUUUCCUGCCCAGAAUUCCCUUUUCCAAACCCUCAUCCCAGCCCUGGGUGUGUUUAUUCCCCCCUUCCCACUUAAAUCCUGUUUAUUGUCCUCCUUUAAACUGAAUGAAACUCUUAUUUUUUGGCUGUUCAGGUGGAAAUUUGGGGGGGGAUUUUUGAGCUUCCCCGGAAACUUCACAGGCAAUUUGUGGUUUUUUUCCAGCUCUUUGGGAGGACUUUGAGGUGUUUUUUUUGUGAGAAAUCCCUGGAUUUUUAGUGUCUUAUCCCAUUUUUUAGUCAGGAUUUAAUUCCUUGUGCUCCACGGGGGGGUCAGGGCCCACCUGGGGCCUCCAGAGUGUUGGAAAUUGGAUUUUUUAUUGAAAAAUAAUUAGAAAAUGCCAAUUUCUGUGUACUCAGGGAUGAUCCCCAAGAUGGAAAUAAGCUGGAAUAUGAGGUCCCAUAAUUCCAGAGCCAGUUAUCCACACGGUCCUUUCCAGGAGACCAAAACACCCCCAAAACCCCCAAUUUUUGUUUAAUUCUUUCAAACACCAGUGUUUUCAGCUGAAUCUCCCUGAGCCCGAUAAAAACCCAGACAAAUUUCUCCCUUUUUUCACUUUUCCACCCAAAUUUUCCUUGAAUAAUCAGUCUGGAUGGAGCAAAAACAGCUCUGGAACUGGGAGUUUGGGAAUUGGGUUUUUUUUUUUUACUUACUGGCUGAGAAUUUUAACUGUUUUCCUUCUGAUAACAGUCCCCUGUAACACUCCUCUGCAUUUCCAUGGGAUUUGGGGAAGUUUCCUGCAGGAAUUUGGUUGUUCCAGCCAGAUUUGGGUUGUUUUGGUCCACGUAAAUUCCCUUAAAAAAACCACUAUUUGUUUGAAAUACGGAUUUUUGGGGCAGUUUUGGGGCUUUCCUGUGUCUCCGUAACCACCCCCCCCGCCAUGUUAAUUCCUCUUUUCCCGCUGAAUUCCCACUCGGAUUUAGGGGGGUUUUUUUCAGCCCUUUAUGUUGAAAAUUCCCACCUAAAACCGGUUAGGAAUUCCAGGGAUCUGCUGUGUUCCAGGAGCUUUAUCAGGUGAAAUAUUAAUUCAUAUUAAUUAAUUAUCAAGAAUUAGCCAUUUGAUCCCAUUUUAUCCAUCCCUGUGCUUUCACUCCCAUUCCCAAUAUUGCAUUUUCUCCUCAAAAUUCCCUUUUCCAAACCCUCAUUUGUUCUACCCCUCUAAAUUUCUGUUGAUUUUCCUCCUUUAAACUGCACAAAACUCUGUUUUUUGACUGCUCAGGUGGGAAUUUUGGGGAGAUUUUUGAACUUUCUCCAAAAAUUCCACGGACAACUCAUAUUUUUUCCAGCUUUUAUAUGAACUUCAAGAUGUUUUUGGCCCGAUUUGCUCCUGGGAUGUCCCUGCAGAGGCACUUUUUAAACAUCCCUUUGUUCCACGAAUUAAACCCCAGGGAAUUAAAGCACUCCCAAGGUGCUCCAAACCCCUCAUGCCCAGGCAUUCCCACCAUUUUUAUUCCCAAAAAUAAGAUUAUAAAGGGGAUUUUAGGCUUGGUUUUACUGAAUUGCUGCGUUUUAAGCCUGGCUUUAGGUUUAAAGCCCUUCCAAAGGGUUCUAAAGCUGGGAUCAGAGGUCGGGGCGGGAGCUCCAGCCUUUCCUAAGCUCCGGCUUUAUCUGGAAUCUGAAGGUUUUCCUGGCACAGCAUUUCCUGGUUGUGGCCACAGAGCAAAGCAGGGAAGUGAAACUGGGCUGGAAUCCCUCGGAUCCCCCUGAAAUUCCCAAUUCCAGACUUGCUUUUAAGGGAUGAAGGAGUUUUAAUUGGGAAAAGCUGAAGGCAGGAGUUUAAUCCCUUCCUUUUGGGACUCUUUCCAGAAAUUCCACUUGGAGCUGGGACAGAACCUCCUUCAGGAAGGAGCUGCUCUGCCUGUCCCUACAUUCCCGACAGCUCCAGGCCCCUGGACUGGGAAUUUUCCUCCCCAGUCCCCAAAACCUCUCAGAAUUCCCAUUAUUUCCUCCCUUUUUGUAGCUGAAUUUGGGGCUGAAAAUGUCUAAAAAGCAGAACACAAAAGAUCCUUCGGGAUUUAUCUUUGAUGUUCAAUCCAACACUGUGAUGGCCCAGGGAGGGACCUUUGAGAACAUGAAGGAAAAGAUUGGAGCUGUCCGAGCGAUUGUUCCCAACAGGAGCAACAACGAGAUUGUCUUGGUCCUGCAGCACUUUGACAACUGUGUGGAUAAAACAGUCCAGGCCUUCAUGGAAGGGAAUGCCAGUGAGGUGCUGAAGGAAUGGACUGUGACAGGCAAAAAAAAGAACAAAAAGAAGAAACCCAAACCCAAACUUCCCAGUGGUUCCAGCCCUGCCCUCCCAGCCCCUGGAAAACCAGUUUCCCCCGGAGAGGAGACCCCAGGAAACUGGGAAAAGGGGGGAAUGAACGGAUUCCAUGUGAACGGCUGCGCCCAGGACACAGAAUCCGUGGAUUCCCUGAGCGAGGGCCUGGAUGGGAUGUCGAUGGAUGGCAGGGAAGUGGAUGCAGAGCCGAGCCUAAGGAAUGGACUGUCUGACCCGGACCCCCCAAGGCUCCCUAUAUCCCCCCCCAGGGCUCUGCCCACCUCCCACCCUGAGUCCCGGGAAGAGGCUCCGGUGUCACCCCCUGGCAGGAAAAUGGGGUCGAACAUUGAGAAGUCGGUGAAGGACCUGCAGCGCUGCUCCGUGUCCCUGGCGCGCUACCGGGCCCUGCUCAAGGAGGAGAUGGACACGUCCAUCAGGAAGAUGAAGCAGGUCUUUGCUGAGCUCCAGAGCAGCCUCAUGGACCGAGAGGUGGCUUUGCUGGCCGAGAUGGACAAAGUGAAGGCAGAAGCAAUGGAGAUCCUGGUGGGGAGGCAGAGGAGGGCAGAGGCCUUGCGGAAACUCACGGAAGGGGCUGCGCGGAUGUCGGAGGAGCAGCUGCUGGAGCUCAGGGCUGACAUCAAGCACUUUGUGAGCGAGCGCAAGUACGACGAGGAGCUGGCCAGGGCUGGCAGGUUCACCUGCGACUUGGAGGGGCUCAAGAGGAGCAUCACCUGCUUCGGCCAAGUGUCCCACCCCAAGACCAGCUAUUCCAGCCGCUCCCGCUGCAGCUCCGGCCCCCCUGGGGCCCCCCUGGGCCUCCCUAGUGCCUCCCCCACCCCCAGCACGGCCGGAAAACCCCUGGGACCCAUGGAGGGGGCUCUGGGGGACACAGCGGAGGGCCGGCCCCGGCCCCCCCAAGAGCCUUCCCAGCGGAUCCGGAGGGUGGGAGCAGGACCCCGAGCCCCGACCCCGCGGCACAACGGCCCCCCUGGGCCCCCCAACAGCGGGACCCAGCCUGGCCCCCGCGAGCCCCCAACCCCGGGCCCCCUCAGCCCCCCGAGGGGGGCUCCCCCCACGGAGACCCCGAAGGAGCCGUACUGAGAGAGCGAAUUCCUGAGGAAAACUCCAGGAUCCCGCCGGGGGGGGGGUCCCAGCCACGUUUACAAUUCCCGUUCUGUGCCAUUUUUCCCCCUUUCUCUCCCCCCUCCUGGUCUGUUCCGUGUUGUCCCACUGGGAUUUGGGGGUCCAGGACACCCCAGUGCUGCCAUCGUCCCUUCCACCUCCCUUUUUCCUUCCUCUCCAUCUCAAAAAUCCCUCGCGCUGGAAGCGAGGAGGAGUGGGGAAGGAGGAGGGGGCUCUGACCCCCCCCCAGGAUCUGGAAUGUUCUCCUCUGGGAACUGGGGAGUCCCCUCUGUCUCCCCCAGAUCUGGGAUGUCCCCAGACCCUCGGGGAUCUGAGGUGUCCCCCCAGGAUCUGGAAUGUUCCCCUUGGGAUCUGGGGGGGUUCCCUCUGUGAUUUGGAUUUCUCUCCAUGUCCCUCCAGGCUCUGGAAUGUUCCCUGUGGGAUCUGAGGUGUCCCCUCUGUGACUAGGGGAGUCCUCUCUGUGUCCGUUGGGAUUCGGGGGGGGGUUCCCUCAGCUGCACAUUUGGGGUUUUUCCCUAGAUUUUCUUUAGGGAAUUUCCUUCAUUCCCAUGCCAGUUCCUGCCCCCCCCCCCUCAAAUCCCCACCACAGCAACACCCAGGAGCAAAUCCCAGACAUUCCUGGGAACAGGGACAGUAAAUCCACAUGGGGGAGGGCUGGGAGGGGUCCCCAACUUUGCUCCCCCCACACACACACUUUUUCCAUGUUUUUUUUUUUCCAAGUUUGAUUUUUUGUUUUUUUUCUUUAAUUAAUUAAAACUUCAGAACAAAUUAAUUCAAUGAA
This is a messenger RNA of Myiozetetes cayanensis, 6040 nucleotides long. RefSeq names its product spermatogenesis associated serine rich 2 (gene SPATS2). Gene Ontology annotation, cellular component: cytoplasm. NCBI's taxonomy places the organism in Eukaryota, Metazoa, Chordata, Aves, Passeriformes, Tyrannidae. Bases 3835 to 5217 code for a protein of 460 amino acids. The record is from RefSeq and is a predicted model, not a curated record. The transcript has 13 exons. Gene Ontology annotation, molecular function: protein binding.